AUGACUGAUUCCAACUGGUCUGCUCGAGGUGAGGCUAAGCGCCAAUCCAUUCUUAAUGCGAUUCCCGAGAUCUGGCGACUGAAGGGUCCUAUUCCCUCGGCGGUCGAACAGCGUGAUGUCACGGGAACCUAUAUUCAACAAUUCCUCAGCAAACGUGAAAUCGAAAUCACCGAGUCUGAUGCGGUUGACAUCGCCGCUGAAACGACGUCAGGACGCUGGUCGGCUGUCGAAGUAACCCAGGCCUUCUGCCAUCGCGCCGCAAUCGCUCAUCAACUGGUUAGUUGUCUACAUGAGAUUUUCUUUGAUGCAGCAAUCGAAGACGCAAAGAAGCUCGAUGCCUAUUUCGCAGAGCACAAAGCGCCUGUCGGGCCACUGCACGGUCUUCCCAUUAGUUUGAAAGACCAAUUCCAUGUAAAAGGUGUCGAAACUACCAUGGGGUACAUAGGCUGGAUCGGCACUUUCCAAGGCCGGCACGAUGAUCCACGCCGAGCUACAAAGGAAAGCGAGUUGGUAAGGGAACUGCGCAACCUCGGUGCCGUACUCUAUUGCAAGACCAGUGUCCCAACAACGCUGAUGGCGGGUGAAACCGUCAACAACAUCAUCGGCUACACAUGGAACCCCAAAAACAGACUUCUGUCUUGUGGCGGUAGUUCCGGCGGCGAGGGAGCGUUGAUCGCGUUGCGAGGGUCGCCCGCCGGCUUUGGGACUGACAUUGGUGGCAGUGUGCGCAUUCCAGCUGGAUUCAAUUUCUUGUAUGGACUACGCCCUUCUUCGGGCAGAGUCCCCUAUGAGAGUACUGCCAAUUCGGCGGAUGGACAAGGUACUAUCUUGUCGGUUAUUGGACCACUUGCGCCGACUGCGCGAUCUUUGACGUUGUUGUUCAAGGCUGUUCUCAGUCAACAGCCGUGGCUGCAUGAUCCGCUUGCAGUGGAGAUCCCAUGGAGGGACUCUAUCGUUGAGGAUACGCGCAAGUUGAUAAAUGGGGCUACAGGCGGUACUUCGUCUCUGGCCUUUGGGAUGAUGCCUUUCAAUGGUAUAGCUCAAAUCCACCCGCCCAUUGCGAGAGGCAUGAAACUUGUUGAGCAGACUUUGAAGCGACUUGGACAUAAGAUCAUACCGUGGAAUCCCCCGUCCCAUGAGAGGGCUCAUGAUAUAGCUGCCAGAACAUUCGACAUGGAUGGCGGUGCAGACUUCAAACAUCACUUCAGUCUCUCCGGGGAGAAGCAGGCGAAACAAGUCAUAGUCCAACAAAACGGGCGGCAGAUGGACGCGUCAGAGAUUGCUGCUCUCAAUAUCACCAAGCGUGAAUACCAGAAAGAAUACAUGGACUACUGGAAUAGCACAGCAGCUCUCACUGGCACUGGGCGUCCUGUGGAUGGAUUGUUCUGUCCAUUGGCACCUCACGCAGCAGUCAUACCCGAGCACUACGAGCAUGUGGGCUAUACAGUGUUUGUCAAUGUGCUAGACUAUACCAGCAUCUCUAUUCCGGUGACGUUCGCGGACAAGACGGUAGAUGUGCGGGGAAAAGACGAGUCUUUGUCUGCUGACUAUAUCAACUGGAACUAUGAUGCGGAUACUUAUGAUGGAGCGCCUGUUGGUAUUCAACUUGUAGGAAGAAGACUGCAGGAGGAGAAGAUGCUCACCAUUGCGGAGUACAUUGGGCAAGAGAUUGCUCGCGACAUUUGA
This is a messenger RNA of Penicillium maclennaniae, 1686 nucleotides long. It is a transcript of the gene gmdA, whose product is annotated as putative general amidase GmdA. NCBI's taxonomy places the organism in Eukaryota, Fungi, Ascomycota, Eurotiomycetes, Eurotiales, Aspergillaceae. The record is from RefSeq and is a predicted model, not a curated record. The transcript has 4 exons. Bases 1 to 1686 code for a protein of 561 amino acids.